This is a messenger RNA of Moneuplotes crassus, 2090 nucleotides long. The record is from the annotation of a GenBank genome assembly. NCBI's taxonomy places the organism in Eukaryota, Ciliophora, Spirotrichea, Euplotida, Euplotidae.
AUGAAUAAACUCCCCAAAGUUCAGACAAAAUGAAUCAAGAAGGAAGUCCUCUGGGACUAUUUUAAAGGGAUCUGUCAAGAGAAUUCUCAUAAAAUAGAGAGAAUUUUUGAUAUUUCGGACCUUAAAUCCCUUGCUUUUAUUCUUAAGUUCAGCAGUGAUGCUGGGAUUAAAGAAAUCCCAUAUUACAACAAAUUACUUAAACAUAUCGAGUCUGAAUUUGAUAUCUUUGGGGCAUAUGCUCUUAGCUAUAUUUUGCCAACAAACCAGGAGUCAUUCAACUCGCAGAAUCAAGUAGCAAUGUUCUUCAAUAAAAAUCCAGAUGUUCUGCAGAAAUAACAUGGAAUUUUUCACUUGAUUAUAUGAUACUUUCUUCAAAUUUAGAUUUAUGUUUACAAAGGGGCAGUUGGAAUACAUAAAAUCUGCGUUUGAAGAUAUCCCAAGCAUCUCUUUGAGACAUCGAAUAAAGGGAUAUGAGGACCUACAGCUCAAAUCUUUCAACAGUUUGCUAAAAGAGUGCUCUCACAGUGAAGCCAGAGCCACUGCUAAUACCGAAUUGGAUAUUGAUCUUCCUAAGUCUUACAAUAUUGAUUAUGACUUUCAGAGCAAACUAGUAAUGAUCAAGAAUGAAGCGACUAAUCGGACUAUUAUUAUCCAUUCUUCACAAAACUUCACUGAAGAGAGUGUCAAUUUUGGAAAGAAAUUAAUAGAUGCGUUCUCUCCAGAAGUGCUGUUUUGUGAGUUACCUCCUAAACUAAUUGAGAUCGAGCAAAGAGAUAUCAAGAAUAACACUGCUGAGCAGAGUAUCUCUCUUGACGACCUAGAUUUGUUCUUGGAAUCUCCCUCAACAUCAAAGCGCCAGGGUAUGCACAGUGACCCACGGUUGGCAUCUGAGGGAUCAAACCUACAGGGUGGAAGGAUACUCAAGACAUUAGAAAUACUCCAAGGCGAAGCUUUACAACACCACUUUGAAAAUACCAUCCUUGACUCCUUAUCAGAGAUCAAUGAUGAAGAAGAAACUGUCAAUUUAAAAAUAAGCGAAGACCAAUACCCUCUUGACAUGGAAACUUUUGUCUACUAUUUUGCUAAAAAAUUCCAAGGGGAAGUUGUAUUCUCAGAUCUUCAUGAAGAUGAGCAAGCGCAUAAUUUUAUAUCGUCAACUCUUGAUAAGAAGAGACAUCAGAUCAAACAUUUUAUCAAAUGGACUACCACCUUAUCAACAGCUUCUUGGUACCUCAAUGUUGUGAAUUCUGGAUGCCAUAAAUGCAAUGUCUUCUUUAAUAAAGGGAAUCUUCCGCAAAAUCCUAUUCCAAUAACUGCUUUGACAAGUCAGAAAUUUAUGAGCAAUGAGCUUCGAGAGAAGCUAAUGGCAUUCCAAAUUUGUAAAUUCAUGCAAGAUCCUAAAUAUAACAAGACAUCCCAGGAAGAUAAGACUCAUUUGUUGGCUUUUGUUCGAGAUCUAAAUUACCUGAAAGUAGCAAAAUACACUUCUAAUUUCCUUAGCAAUCCCGCAGCCAUAGAGGAAUUCCAACAGGAAUUCAUUGAAAAGUAUAGAUGUGACAACCCAUCUUCGUCGGUUUGGAAUGACUCAAAUAUUUUUGACAGCAGUUAUAGGCAAUCAAUGGUCAAGAAAUGGGCGCUAUAUAAUUCACUUAUACAAUCUCCAGAAAAUUCAACGCCUUAUUUCAAAAUUACUGAGCUAGAUAAGCUAAAUACAGAGAUUUAUCUCCUAAAAGCAUUUAAGAAGCAGAAUUUAGCUGAACAUCUGACUGACAUUAGGAAAGCAGAAGUGUUCCUACAGGAAGAAGAUUUAGAAAAGGACUUAAUCUCUGAAAUGACGGCAGUCAAAAAUCCUCAAAAUGACUACCAAUUUGCUCAAAAUGAAUUCUUGAAGGAGAAAUAUAAUAAAGACGGAGGAGUCGCAUCUUGUCCUUCUCUCUCAUAUCUUCAGAGUAAAGUGAACACUCAGGUUUCUAAAGAACAAGCAUUCAAAGAAGCAGGAGAUUGAUUGGCGCAACUAGGAGACCAGAGAGAUGAGUUCGAUCCUGUGAUCCUCGAUUAUGAGUCGGAUCCUGAAUAUUAAUUCAAAAGAA